This is a messenger RNA of Drosophila montana, 2783 nucleotides long. RefSeq names its product disc proliferation abnormal (gene dpa). The coding region runs from base 107 to 2701 and encodes 864 amino acids. The transcript has 7 exons. Gene Ontology annotation, biological process: double-strand break repair via break-induced replication; DNA replication; mitotic DNA replication initiation. NCBI's taxonomy places the organism in Eukaryota, Metazoa, Arthropoda, Insecta, Diptera, Drosophilidae. Gene Ontology annotation, cellular component: MCM complex; nucleus. Gene Ontology annotation, molecular function: ATP binding; single-stranded DNA binding; single-stranded DNA helicase activity. The record is from RefSeq and is a predicted model, not a curated record.
CAAAGCCAAAGACGGCGCGUUGUCCACAGCCUCGUCAACAAACAGAUUGAAAAGUGCUGCUAUUUGUUGUGGAACACGUAAAACUGAUAUAUAAAACUCAGAAAAAAUGUCAAGUCCCGCUCGUUCGCCCAGUGUCGGAUCUGGCACACCAAAACAAGGAGCGCGUACUCCCACCCGAGGCAUUGCCGCACAGGAUGUGGAUACGCCCAUGCGUAUGGGCCCUGGCCGUGUGCCUGGUCGGCCCUCGGAUAACAUUAGUCUGCCGCCCACGUCGCCGGCUAAUGUUAGCUUGCCCGCCACGAGUCCAGCGCGUGGUUUGGGCGGCAUGAGUGAGAUUGAUUUGAGUUCGCCCCUUAACUACGGCACUCCCAGCUCCAUGGGCUCGAUACGUACACCGCGUUCCGGCAUUCGUGGAACACCAUUACGUGCGCGCCCAGAUAUACGCACGGAUAAGCGCAUGCGUCAAGUGGCCAUUGGCGGCACCUCGGGGCUGGAACCCAUAGCCGAGAAGGGAUCAGAAGCGACAGAUCCGGUAUCCGAGUCCUCGGCAGCGCCACAACUGGUCGUCUGGGGCACCAAUGUGGUUGUUAGCCAAUGCAAGUCCACGUUUAAAUCGUUUAUUAUGCGCUUCAUCGAUCCAAGUGCCGAGCAGGAUGAAAUUUCCGAAAACAUUGAUGUCAAUCAGCCGUUGUAUCUUCAAAAGUUGGAGGAGAUUCACACACUGGAGGAGCCCUAUCUAAAUCUCAAUUGCGCACAUUUAAAAACUUUCGAUCAGGAUUUAUAUCGACAAUUGAUCUGCUAUCCACAGGAAGUAAUACCCGGCUUUGACAUGGCCAUUAACGAGAUGUUCUUUGAGCGUUAUCCGGCCGCCCUGUUGGAGCAUCAGAUUCAGGUACGUCCCUUCAAUGCGGAUAAGACGCGCAACAUGCGCUCUCUGAACCCAGAGGAUAUGGAUCAGUUGAUCAGUAUUAGCGGCAUGGUUAUUCGCUCCUCGAACGUCAUACCGGAAAUGCGUGAGGCGUUCUUCAUGUGCAACAUUUGCUCCUUCUGCACCACCGUCGAGGUGGAUCGUGGGCGCAUUGCGCAACCAACACUGUGCACAAACUGCAACACCAAUCACUGCUUCCGGAUCAUACACAAUCGCAGCGAGUUUACGGACAAACAGCUCAUAAAGCUGCAGGAAUCACCCGAUGACAUGGCUGCCGGACAGACACCACACAAUGUCUUGUUAUAUGCACACAACGAUCUGGUGGAUAAAGUGCAGCCUGGCGAUCGCAUUACUGUCACUGGCAUCUAUCGAGCCACGCCCCUGAGGGGUAAGGGACCGAAUGUGAAGAGCGUGUACAAGACGCACGUCGAUGUGGUGCAUUUCCGUAAGGUAGACAACAAGCGUCUGUACGAGGAGGAGGAGGGCAAGGACCACAUCUUUCCACCGGAACGCAUUGAGCUGCUACAAUUGCUGUCGAGGAAGCCCGAUAUAUACGAUCGUUUGGCACGCGCCAUUGCGCCUUCGAUUUACGAAAACGAUGACAUCAAGAAGGGCAUUUUGCUGCAGCUCUUUGGCGGCACGAAGAAGAAGCACUCGACACUUGGCCGCCAAAACUUUAGAUCAGAGAUACAUCUGCUGCUUUGCGGCGAUCCCGGCACAUCCAAAUCACAAAUGCUGCAGUACGUCUAUAAUCUGGUGCCACGUUCGCAAUAUACCUCCGGCCGUGGCUCUUCCGCUGUAGGCUUGACUGCUUAUGUGACCAAAGAUCCGGAGACACGCCAAUUGGUCUUGCAAACGGGCGCUCUCGUUCUGGCCGAUAACGGCGUCUGUUGCAUAGAUGAAUUUGAUAAGAUGAACGAUUCCACGCGCAGUGUGCUGCACGAGGUGAUGGAGCAGCAGACUCUGAGCAUUGCCAAAGCUGGUAUCAUUUGUCAACUGAAUGCACGCACUUCUAUAUUGGCCGCCGCCAAUCCCGCCGAGUCACAGUGGAACAAACGCAAAAAUAUUAUCGACAAUGUGCAGUUGCCACAUACGCUGCUGUCGCGAUUUGAUUUGAUUUUCCUGGUAUUGGACCCACAAGAUGAGCUCUUCGACAAGCGCUUGGCCAGCCAUUUGGUAUCCCUUUACUAUGUAACCCGUCACGAGGAGGAGGACACUAUGUUUGAUAUGAGCGUGCUGCGUGACUACAUUGCCUAUGCCCGAGAGCACCUCUCGCCUACACUGUCGGAUGAGGCACAACAGCGUCUGAUUCAGGCGUACGUGGACAUGCGCAAGGUGGGCGCUGGUCGCGGUCAAAUUUCGGCUUAUCCACGGCAACUGGAAAGCUUGAUACGCCUGUCGGAGGCGCACGCCAAGGUGCGGCUAAGCAAUGCUGUUGAAUUGCAAGAUGUUGAGGAGGCCUGGCGACUGCAUCGCGAGGCACUGAAACAAUCGGCAACAGAUCCGUUGUCGGGUAAAAUCGAUGUUGGCAUCCUCACCACUGGCUUGUCCACAGCAGCUCGCAAGAAGCGCGCUGAUCUGGUGGCUGCCAUCAAAGAGAAUCUUAAAAAGAAGGGUAAAGUACCGACAGUGCCGUACCAGAAGCUAUUUAAGGAGAUUAAGGAAGGCUCCCAGAUUAUGAUUACGCGCGAACAGUUUGAAGAUGCCCUUAAAGAGGUGCAAGAUGAGGGCGCGAUAGUGGUUAUGGGCAAGAACACUAUACGAAUUUGUUAAUUUCAUUGCUGCAUAAAAACAUUCAUUCAGUCAUUCCUAGUCUUAAGAAAACAGUUUUUAAAUAAAGUUCACGAUUUUGUAA